Messenger RNA from Eremomyces bilateralis CBS 781.70, 867 nucleotides. RefSeq lists its product as uncharacterized. The coding region runs from base 1 to 867 and encodes 288 amino acids. The record is from RefSeq and is a predicted model, not a curated record. Lineage: Eukaryota; Fungi; Ascomycota; Dothideomycetes; Eremomycetales; Eremomycetaceae. The transcript has 2 exons.
AUGACUAUCCUCUAUCACUAUACUAUAAACGGAUUACUGAUUGAAAGCGGAUAUGCAGCCAGUCCAGUCGAUCGCCUACCAUAUGCUGUCGAAGCGCCCUUUAACUCCUAUUUGAAGCAACAUAAGCCCAUUUGCCUUCCCGAUACCCGCGUCGAUCUCCUUAGAAAGAUAAAUAGCUGGGUAGACGGACAAAGUGGGCAAUGUAUCUUCUGGCUGAGUGGAUUAGCUGGCACGGGAAAGUCAACCAUCGCUCGCACCUUUGCGGGAACACAAUCUCAACGCGGUGGCUUAGUGGCCAGCUCCUUCUUCUCACGAGGUGGUGGGGAUGUCGACCAUGCAGGCAAGUUUGUUACAAGCCUUGCAUGCCAGCUUGCAAACAGUAUACCCACUCUUCACCAGCAUGUUUGCGAUGCUAUCACGGGGUAUAGCGACCUUACGGAUCGAUCGCUCCGUGAACAGUGGCAUCAGCUUGUCUUGUGUCCACUUUCAAAGCUAGAAAGUACCGGCUACCAAGCAUUGCCCGAGAUCCCAAUUCGACAUGGGUUCUAUCAGAUGCCGGAUGAGGAAUACCAAAGCUUUAUGCUCCAUAACAUAUCGCCGUCGACCGUUGACCACGAUAUCGCCAUCUUCGUCGAAGACAAUCUUAAGCUUAUCCGACAGGAACGUUCUCUAGAUGCUGGUUGGCCAGGCGAAGAGGCCCUCAGAUAUUUGGUCCAAGCUGCGAGCGGGCUAUUCAUUUGGGCCACAACCGCUUGCCGCUUUAUCCGUGAAGGUAAACGACAUGCUGCUCGAAGACUCGAUACAAUCCUUAAGAGCUGUGGCAGCGCUGGCACUGUUACAGCACCGGAAAAGCUAGGGUGGGUGUAA